UGGAAUUCAGUUGUGAGUUUUCAUCCGAAUCGUUCUGUUGUGUGUUUUAAAGUUUCGGUUUGUUUGUGAGAAAUUUCAAAGAUUUACAAAAAUUUACCAAAACUAGUACAAGUGUUUAUAAAUGAAAAUAAAAUAUUGUAUUCGCGUGUUGUGUGACUAAUUUUCAAGUGUGGUUAAAAGAAUUUGAAUUGUGUUAAUGGCGUCAACGCGGCACCGCUGUUUGUUUCAAAAGGUAAAAAUCGCUUGCUGCGCUGCUUAGUAGUCUAAGCUGCGCCGACGCCAAGGACUGCUGUACAAGUGCGAAAGAGAAGCAGUGAUAUUUUUGUCUGUUGUUUGACGCGUUCAAACCUGGAAUUCCAAAAGAAACGACGAAAUUCUGCAUGUGAAAAACGACGCAAAGAAAAAUAACAAAUUUGGAUAUAAAAUUUGCAAAACAGAAUUUCAGUUGCAAUGAGCAUUGAAUAACAAAUAAUUCUGUUUAUGUGUGCCAAUUGUUGGAAUUGAGUUACUAAAAAGUUGUAAUUACAGUGAAAAGCAAAACUAAUAGCCGCCAAACAAGUGAAGGAUUAAGUUACCUUAAGGAUUAUUUAAGCGAUCUGAAUGCAAGUCUCAUUUUGGAAAACGGUAAUUAAAAAAUCCGCAAUAUUCAUGAAUAUUAUAAUAGGAUUGCCCAAGCGCUUCCCUCGUAAACGAAACGCAAAUGCAUGCAGCACUUCCAGCUGAUUCGUUCGCCAGAUUUUAGCAGCUAAGCAGAUAAUGACACACGAUAGAAAAAUGCUCGAUCGAGAAGCCGUACGCUCUGUCAUCCAGCAAUGGAAUGCGAAUCGUUUGGAUUUGUUCGCCUUAUCCGAACCGGAUGAGAAUCUAUUAUUUCAUGGCGUUAUGCGAUUUUAUUUCCAAGAUGCUGGACAAAAGGUCGCUACCAAGUGCAUUCGUGUUGCCUCCGAUGCCACAGUUUCCGAUGUUAUUGAUACCCUCAUCGAAAAAUUCCGUCCCGACAUGCGUAUGCUGUCAGUGCCAAAUUACGCCCUCUAUGAGGUGCAUGCGAAUGGCGAAGAACGCCGCUUGAAUGCCGAUGAAAAGCCAUUGCUAGUACAGUUGAAUUGGCAUAUCGAUGAUCGCGAGGGUCGGUUUUUGCUCAAGAACAUAGACCAAAAAACUACGCCAAUCGAACAGUCAGAUAUGAACUUCAAACGGAAACUGUCUAAACGUGAGAAGAAAGAACAAAAAAAGAAAGAAAAACUCGCAAAAUUAAAUUCUGAAUCGACAACUGGUGGUUUUAAUGGAGGCAUAGCUAAAGGUUGCGGCGAGGGUGAAACCCAGGUGGCCGGUAAACUUUACACCGAAUUGCCGGAGACAUCAUUUACACGGUCAAUUUCGAACCCAGAAGCUGUUAUGCGUCGACGACGACAACAAAAACUGGAGAAAAAGUUACAACAAUUUCGGUCACGUGACGGCGGACCUGACACCGGUGGUACAUUGAAGAUUUACGGUGAGAGCUUAUGCCAAGAUGUUCCAUAUAAAACGUUGUUGCUGUCCAUACGCGACUGUGCGCAAGCGGUCGUUAGGGAAAUGCUGUCAAAAUACGGUCUAGACAAAGCUGAUCCUUUACACUAUUGUUUGGUGCAGGUGAAUAGUGAUGGCACAGAAUAUAUACUCGACGAUGAUGAAUGCCCGCUAUCGAUACUGAUGAAUCACCCAACGUCACGAGGUUCAAUUAUGUUCCAUGUGAGACGGCGUCCAGCGGACUCUCAACCUCGACGGCGCAAGAAAAAACCAUUAGGUGCCUCAAAUGGAGCAAACAGCAUAUCCAGCGAUCGAGAAGGCGCAGUUUUGGUGGAAGUAACACAUAGUGGCGAUGGGGGUCGUCGCAUUAAAUUGGGCAAUGACCCUAUAGAGGUUGGUUCCGCAAACACGAACACCCUGCAGCUGUUUGGACCAUCAAUUCAAGCGCGUCAUUGCCUGAUUUCAUUGCUGGAAGGUGUUUGCACUGUGACUCCAUUACAUGCUGAUGCCCUCACCUUCGUCAAUGGUCACCACAUAACCCAACCUACUAUUUUGCAUAAUGGCUCUGUUGUCAUGUUUGGACGCGUGGCCUCAUACAGAUUUGUGGAUUCGCCCACCGAUGGACGUUACAACUUGGCAUUGUCACAGUCACAAUUGGACUCAGCGUGCCUGUACGAAAGCCGCUCGCCAACUUCGCCCGGCUCAUGGAACGACGAAGAUGGCGCAUUGAAUUCUGUACAAAAGAACGAAAGUGGAGGCAACAGCAACAAUAGUGGAAAUAGCGGUGGUGGUGGUGCAAAUGUCGCCGAGCAUACGUUGGGCUUGCGCGAUCAAGAUGAGGCCAAAAUGCGUUAUGGUGACCAUCACAGCCACGCCGGCAGCACAGCCUUUGAUGGUCAAAGUAUUGAGGGUAACUUGGAAAAUGAAACCAAGUCCAUUUCAAGCUUAAAAUCUGGCGGCUCGAAUAGCCAGGAGAGAUCGCCGAAAAUUACGAGCGCCUCGGAGAAUCAAGGACAGGAAGCAAUUUUGCCUGCCGUCUUGGAAUUUCCUGAGACACAUCAGGAACUAUUCCUUAGACACAUUAUAACGGAGCUGGAUGUGAAUGCGCCGCACUUUAAAUUGGCGCCGGUGUACUCACUAUAUUUGUGUGCCAGAUAUCGUGCAUCUACUCACUACCGUCCGGAACUACAACCCACUGAACGUGCCCACAAAUUAACAAUAUUUCUACAUCAUGUGGCGAAUUUGAUUUACACAGUUGUACAGGAACAAUAUUCUGAUCCACGCAUUUUGGCCUUUUGGAUGGCUAACAGCUCAGAGUUCCUACACUUCCUAAAAUCGGAUCGUCACAUAAGCGCUUUUAGCGUGCAAGCUCAGGAGGUGCUUGCUGAAAGUGUCCAAACUGCAUUUCGUAAUUUGGUGAACUGCUUUCGCAUGGAAUUGUCACAGACCUUGAAUCAGUUCCUCUCCGAAACCAUUGACCAUGACUCUGCUGCCGGACUGGUGCUGACCGUACUUGGUUCGGCAAUGGCAUUGCUGCGUCGUUGUCGCGUAAAUGCAGCGCUAACCAUCCAACUAUUUAGCCAACUAUUCCAUUACAUUAAUGUAAUUUGCUUUAAUACGAUUGUGGCUAACUCUCACAUGUGCACGGCAGAAUGGGGCAAAGUAAUGUCCGAGCGCCUGCAAUUGCUGGAGUUGUGGGCCGAGCGUCAAGGACUUGAACUAGCAGCCGAUUGCCAUUUGGCAAAAAUAAACCAGUGUGCGCAAUUUCUGCAAGCGCCCAAGUCAUCUGUGGAAGAGAUACAACAGCUGGCUUGCUCUUGCUUCCGUUUGAACUCAUUGCAAAUGGCCGCAUUGCUACAGCAAGAGAAAAUACCGCGAAAUCUGGUGGACACUGCAAUAAGGAUGGCCGAGUCGGUCGCAGAUGAACUUACGCGUUCCGAUGGUCGGGAAGUACGUUUGGAAGAAUUACCAGAAUUGCAUUUAGCUUUGCUGUUGCCCGACGACGGGUUUAGUUGUGACGUUGUGCGCGGUAUACCGUCCGGUUUGGUAGAUUUUCUGAAUCCACUUCAACAACAAGGCAUGUGCCGCCUGGCUGCGCAGCCAACAUCCAUUGGGCUAUGGACCGUUUACAUGCACCAAUUCAAUGCGCGGUCAUCCAGCGCUAUGUCCAACAAACUACCGCAACCCGAGGUCCAGGUAAUCAAGUUGCAUAAGAAUGCAAAUGGUAUGGGUCUGUCCAUUGUUGCAGCUAAAGGCGCAGGCCAGGAACGCUUAGGCAUCUACAUAAAGAGCGUCGUGCCUGGCGGUGCCGCUGAUGCAGAUGGUCGUCUGCAAGCUGGCGAUCAGCUGUUGCGCGUUGACGGUCAGAGCCUGAUUGGCAUAACCCAAGAAAAAGCGGCAGACUAUCUUGUGCGCACCGGCCCGAUAGUAACUUUGGAGGUGGCAAAGCAAGGAGCUAUUUAUCAUGGCUUAGCGACCUUAUUGCAACAACCAAGUCCAGUCAUAGCACGUGGUAAUCGCCGCAUGUCUGAGCGUGAUCUUACACGAAUGGGCGUUCAAGAUUCGAAAAACGUUGGCCCCCUAAUAACUAAUAACCAUUUGUCAAAUAGUAAAUCGGUACCUGCACUGCAUCAUCACACCGGAAGCGGUACUAUUUCCAUGAACGCUUCGAAAUCACGCAGCACUCACAGCCUUGUCACCAAUACCAAUACCAGCAGCAGUAUCACUGGCGGUGUUAACAGCCUAAACAACAACGAGCAGGGCUUCUAUCAGAACCUAAGCGUUUACCGUGCACAAAAUCAAAGCCAGCCGAUUUUAGCCGAAAGACCACCAGUGCCGUUACAUUCUACAAUGAACACAUACAAUGGAAAUUCCUCUCACAACAGUCCGAAUCCAUUAUUAUCGCCACCAAAUGGAAGCACGUCAAUGCAUCAUCCGGCGUUUGCAGCGCAACAACACCAUUCAUCAAUAACUUCACCUUCGGGAUCGAACAUGCCACCCACCCGUCCAGCUUCAGCCUAUUAUCACAAUGCCUCUAAUUCCAAUAGCAGCGGAGCAGCACCGACAAGCAAUAAUCAAUUGCAACCGCAUUUGGUCUCUCAUCAACAGCAACAACAAUUCACACACCACACGCAGAACAUGAGUGCAAGCAGCAGCAACUUGAAUAGCGGCAAUAUGUCAGCAGCGGCUCUUCAACAGCAAUACCAGCAACAUCAGCAGCAGCAGCAGCAACAACAACAACACUUGUCACAAAUGGCGCCACAUUCUUCACUGACGAUGGGAAAUCGAUCGAGGAGCACCCAGAAUUUCAAUCGAGACAUGCAGAAUCAGCAUAGUUUGCGCAUGCAACAAAUGAUGGCUCCCUCAAUGCCGAACAUCAGUAAUGUAUAUACGCAACAGCAUAUGUCAGCUAGCCAGAGCAUGCAGAAUGUGAAUAUGAGCGGAGUGGACGCUGCAUUGGCGUACCAAAAUGGCGCCGGAGGUGAUCUUUAUAUGCAGCAGCAACACCAGCAACAGCAACAGCAGCAGCAGCAGCAACAUUCACCAGCCGGUCAGUCGCUACGCCGCAAUCUGCGGCACGAGAUGCUAUCGCAGGGUGGCAACGAAGGUUCGCAGCCAUCUCCCAAUGCAAAGCAACAACAGAACUUUGUAUCUUUGCCACCAAAACCGGGCAGCUUGCAACAAGUGUCCCCAACGAAGCAGCAGCAACAACAAACUCAACAAUUACCGCCAACAGCACCGAAGCCACAGCCAAAUCGUAUGCAGCAGCAGCAGCAGCAACAACAAUAUAUGCAACACCAACAACAACAGCAGCAACACCAACAACAUGCAGUGUAUCAGCAGCACGUCGAGGAUAAGCCACCGCUGCCGCCAACGGCCACGCAUCCGCUGUACAAACCGUCGCAGCAAAUAACCCCCGGUAUGAAUUACGUUGCCAGCACAUUAGAUCCGCCUAAGGGUAGCUACGUGCCCAUAUCAUCGACAGCAGCAGCAAUGCAAAACCAGAAAAACUUCUUGGGUACCAAUCCUUGGGAGCGUGAAGAGCGCGAAAAGGAGGUAGAAAUGCGACGAGAGCAUAUACGCCAAUGGAGAGAGCAACAAAUUGCAGACCUUUCUUCUCUGCAACAGAGAACCGCCCAACAGGAAGAGCAACUGAAGACACUAAUACUGGAGCGUGACUUUGAGCGACGAGCUCAAGAAGUGGAGGAGCACGAAGAUGAAAGCGAACCCUCAUACGAGAAAGAGAAUGUGCAAGAAGUUUUACGCCUACAUACGGGAGCCAUACAAACGCCGAUAACGAAUUUCCGACAAACAGAGAUAAAAAUUGCGUCUGUGCUUGAUAAUGUGGGCGGAGCAAACAACAGUGCUGCCGGUUCGUUAGAGGCGUCGCCUUUGUCAUCGGCGCGCAAUUCAGCAGCCGGCGGAUCGGAUGUGGCAUCCGUACAACAGCAACCGCCACCUUUGCCAAACAAUCCACCGCCUGUAACGGGAGCAGCCUCGACUACAGUGAUGCAACCUAAAAGUAUACUGAAAAAUAAUCGUUAUGAUGGAGCCAGCGGCACCGCACCAUCCUCGCCAUCCAAAUCGCAAAAAUCGACUAGUUUCGCAGAUGAUCGACAUUUACAAACCGAACAUCCCAUCUCAAGCUUGGCCAAAGACAUAUCACAAAUGUCAAUCAGUAAUUCAGUCCCAACUGGCAGCUACUCGCCUACAACAGCCGCUGGAAGCUCUCCACCACAGGAUGCAAAUGCGGACAAUUCAAGUGUUCCACCACCUCCGCCACCAGAGCGCAAUAGCUCCUAUCUAAUCAUGUCACAGCAAAAACUUCGAAACUCCUCCAUCGGUCUGCUAAAGACAGCCACGAGCAAUUCUGCGGAUUUACUCAAUCAAAACCAGAACUUAGUGAAGAAAGCGAAUCUAUUGAACAACAAUGCCAUCGCAAAUAAUAACAACAACAGCAAUAGCAGUUUGAAUUCGCCCACAUCAUCGGCGCCGGCAACAAUGAACAGCAGCAUCGCCACUAUGGCGCAAACUGCAACAUUGGAACUGUCGCCAUCUGGUUUCAUGGGCAACAGCAGUGUGCUUCUGCGUGACAACAAACGUGUUUCGUUCCAUAACGAAGAGAACAACUACAUGAGCGGCGUGCAAUCGUAUGGAACGAGUGGAAUGGGGACGUCCUCUGACAUGUAUGCCACCAAUGUCGACUCUCAAAUGCCUCUAGAUCUGGAUGCCAUACUCGAAGACAGAAACCAUCGCGCACGUAUGUUUGACAACUCAGUUUUGGAAGCAAUGCCUACAACACCCGAUUCCGUGCUCUGGAAUACCAGCGUGCAAUCAACGCCUGGCGUUAUUGGAGCUCAAGAAGUUUACAGGGAUCCACGUCAGCGGCGACUUGCCGAGAAGCAGCAACAACAGCAGCAACGCAACACUGAAGCUGUACCAGAGAAAUUAUCCUUCAAAGAGAAGAUGAAAAUGUUCGCCUUGGAAUCGGGAGAUGAUCAUACGCCGAAAGACAAGCUGAAAAUCUCAAGAGCACAAAGAGAUAUUGAUGCUGUGCAUUGACUCGUGUACUCUCACAGCAGCACCCAAGCACGCUCACACACCAACGACACUUGUACACAAAAUUCUUAGAAUAUACUUAAUUAGAAGGAAAGUAAAAAAAAAAAUAAAUAAAAAAUAAAAAUUAAAUAAACAAAAACACAAAGGGAACCCCCGUAACGAAUUUGCUAAGCAAGGCAAUAAUGUCAAAUGUAAUUCAUUUUAUGAAAGGAAAGAAAAUAGAAUAAAAGUAUAAGCAAAAAAAAGAAAGCGAAUGUAAAUUAGAAUACAAUUAGAAAGAGCAAAAUGUUUAUUUAAUUUAGCUGAUUACCUUAAAUACAUGCACAGAACCAUUUAGUAGGUACAUACACAUACAUAUAACAAAAACAAAAAUAAUAAUAUUAAUUCUAUUGUGCAUUAAGUGAAAUGUGAAGUAUUUUAUUUGAGUUGUUGAUACUAAGAAAAAGCGAUUUCAAUUUUAUAAUAUUCUUUAUGUGUAGAUUAUUAGUCUUCGGAGUGAACGAAUAUGAUGGGAAAUAAUGAAUUUACCACUCGUAAUAUUUACCUACAAACUUUUAUUGAAAAUAGAAAACCUUCGUUAGUAUUCAUGUUAGUAAAAAUCAUAUUCGCUUCAACACUGAAGCUGUAAAACAAAACGCAAAAAAAAAAAACAAAAAAAAAACUAUUUUUUCUUAAUAAGUAACUUUAUUAAACAAAUGGUCCAUUUGCAAAACAACUUAUAUACACCAAUUAGCUAGUGUGUCUUAUUAUACACAAGCAUUCAUACAUGCAAAAUGUAUACCUACAUAUACAUGCAUACAAAUAAUACAAAUAUAACUGAGCGUAUAUUUUAUAUUCAAUUAUUGCAAAUGUAGUAUAUUUUUCGCAGCCUUAAUGUAAAACAUAAAUCAACAACAACAGCAAGAACACGAAUAUCAUUGUAAAGACAAAAGAAAACUUGAAAACUUGAAAACUUUAAUGAAAAGAAACGAAACACAAAAGUUUCUUUACUUUUACCUAUGGCUUUAAUGAAGAAAUCAUGAAUAAGGGAACAGAAUAUGAAAUUUAUUGUAUGUAAAAAUAAAACAAAAAAAAAUAAAA
Anastrepha ludens (Mexican fruit fly) is the source of this 8145-nucleotide messenger RNA. RefSeq names its product afadin (gene cno). Gene Ontology annotation, molecular function: cell adhesion molecule binding. The record is from RefSeq and is a predicted model, not a curated record. The transcript is spliced from 21 exons. Gene Ontology annotation, biological process: regulation of protein localization; signal transduction. Gene Ontology annotation, cellular component: adherens junction. NCBI's taxonomy places the organism in Eukaryota, Metazoa, Arthropoda, Insecta, Diptera, Tephritidae. The coding region runs from base 757 to 7068 and encodes 2103 amino acids.